Molecule: messenger RNA, 1494 nt
Organism: Drosophila takahashii
Lineage: Eukaryota; Metazoa; Arthropoda; Insecta; Diptera; Drosophilidae
Biological process (GO): regulation of transcription by RNA polymerase II
Cellular component (GO): nucleus
Molecular function (GO): protein binding
Source: RefSeq, a predicted model, not a curated record
GGUCACACUGAGGAAAAGAGCAAUUUUUUUUUGGUUUCGAAUUACAGUACUUGCUAAAGAGUUUUUAUAAAACUAUUCGCAUUUUUCGCCAAAUUCACAACACCACAGGAAAAGUUUUCAAAGUUUUGGCGGAACCUCCCAAGAGAAUACCUCAAAAUGGAUCAUCAGCAUCAGCUCUGCCUGAGUUGGAGCCACCACCAGUCGACAUUGGCCGGGGUGUUUGAAAAUCUGCUGGAGAACGAAUCGUUGGCCGAUUGCACAGUCGCCGCCGAGGGAAAGUAUCACAAGGCCCACAAACUGGUGCUGUCGGCCUUUAGUCCCUACUUUGCGGCCCUGCUGCAGGAACAGUACGACAAGCACCCCAUCUUUAUGUUGAAGGACAUCAAGUACCAGGAGCUGCGCGCCCUGAUGAUCUACAUGUACCGCGGGGAGGUGCACAUUCCCCAGAGCCAGCUGGCCGAUCUCCUCAAAGCCGCCGAAUCGCUGCAGAUCAAGGGGCUCCAGCAGGAUAGUAACCAGGAGGAUAACCCGAUAGAACGUACACCCGGCAAGCGAAAAGGUUCGUUCGGCGAUGGGGAGCGUCGCUCACUUCGCCCCCAAAAAGUCAGCCGUCUCUCGAGAAAUGAUGGUCCCGUCAUUGAAAAUGUAGAACUACCGAGCCCCGGCUUGCAAAUGGAUUCCAAGUCCGAGAUGGGCAGUGAAGACUUUGAAAAUGAAAUGCCCAUCCAGCUGAACAAAUUCCAUGAUGAACUCAUUGACCAAAAUAUUCGGCCACAGAAAAUUCCCGAAAUGGAUCCAUUCAUCGAUUUACCCGAAACUUCCAAAGGUGUGGCUGACGAAAUCAGGCGACUGAGCGACGCUAUUCGGAGAGUUGAGAAAAUUGUGAAAGACACGAAUCCCAAGAUUUUAGCGGGAGUCUCUAAAUUGCUUGAUAACAAUGACAGCUGGCCGGCCAAUCCACAUUUGCCUGUUGAAUCCUUCGAAGAAUUGGAAAGCUUGGAAGAGAAAGUUCAAAACAAUUUGAAUUUCUAUAUUCCCAUUUUCAAGGGAUUGCUAGUCCCUGGCGGAGUUGCAAUGAACCUACAAAGAAUAAUCGAUGAAAAAAUACUUUUCGAAAUGAAUUUUUCUGGAAAACAAAACAAAAAGGGCCUGAGGAAAUACAACAACUUGAUACACGCCCUGUACCAAGCCGUGAAAAGGGACAACUAUUCGCAAAUAGAAUUUCAAACGGACAUCCGUAGUUCUUUCUCUAAAAUCAAGAAUAAAAUAUAUAAGAAUAAAUAUGAAGCCAGGAAUAGGGCCAUGAAAAACUUUCCCUUAGACGACUCGGAACAAAGUUAAGGUCCUGCAUAUUUAUAAUCUUUUUGAACUUUCUGACCUUAUGUACAAAACCGACACUUAUGAUACCUAAGUGGCAUAAAAUAAGACAUAGAUUCGUUAUCAUAAGACGAGGUCAGAAAAUCUGAAAAAUACAACAAUUUAAUAAAGAUAGUA